UGUGCAUAGUCAUAUUUGCUCUUUGGGAAGAGGACAAACAGCUUGUGACAGCAGGAAUCCAAAUAGGCCUCCAGUGGUGAGGCAGGGAGAGACAGGACAGGACAGACCAGACAAACUGCUAAAAGCACCUUCUAAGCUGACUUCCAGUUCUUGGCAAAACCAUCCCUGCCAUUCGAGAGGGAAACUUAAAUCAUGAAGCUAAUUACUCUCCUGUUCCUCUGCUCCAGGCUGGUAACGGGUUUAACACAGGAAGGAGCCUCCCAGGAAAUUGACUGCAAUGAUGAGGAUGUAUUUCAGGCUGUGGAUGUGGCUCUGAAGAAGUAUAAUGCCAGGAACCAAAGUGGAAACCAGUUCAUGUUAUACCGAGUGACUGAGGGCACUAAAAUGGUUGGCGCUGAGACAUUUUAUUCCUUCAAGUAUCAAAUCAAGGAGGGCAAUUGUUCUGUCCAAAGUGGCCUCACCUGGCAGGACUGCGGCUUCAAGGAUGCUGAAGAAGCUGCCACUGGAGAAUGUACAGCAACUGUGGGGAAGAGGGGACCUAAGUUCUCCGUAGCUACCCAGACAUGCAAGAUUACUCCAGGUAAUGGGCCCAUAGUGACAGAUGAGUAUACCUGUUUGGGUUGUGUACAUCCCAUAUCGACGGAUAACCCUGAACUGCAGCCUAUUCUGAAACACGCCAUUGAGCAUUUCAACAACAAAACCAAUCAUUCCCACCUCUUUGCUCUCGAAGAAGUAAAAACAGCCCAGAGACAGGUGGUAGCAGGACUGAACUUUGAAAUCACCUACUCAAUUGUGCAAACUAACUGUUCAAAGAAGCAUUUUCUACUCUUAACUCCAGAGUGCAAAUCCCUUCCAGACGGUGAUGUCGGUGAGUGUAGACAUAAUGCCUAUGUGGAUAUCAAGCAAAGAAUCGCUGACUUCUCCCAGAACUGUGACCUUUCCCAGAAUUCAAGGCUGGCUUGGGACACAUCAGACCCUGUCUUGGGGCCGGGGCAGAUUCAAAUCAAGUACAGCAUAUGGCUCAACACAUCUUAA
This is a messenger RNA of Phodopus roborovskii (desert hamster), 1035 nucleotides long. Its product is annotated as kininogen-1-like. Lineage: Eukaryota; Metazoa; Chordata; Mammalia; Rodentia; Cricetidae. Gene Ontology annotation, biological process: positive regulation of cytosolic calcium ion concentration; negative regulation of endopeptidase activity; negative regulation of blood coagulation. Gene Ontology annotation, molecular function: cysteine-type endopeptidase inhibitor activity. Gene Ontology annotation, cellular component: extracellular region; blood microparticle. The record is from RefSeq and is a predicted model, not a curated record.